Messenger RNA from Rangifer tarandus platyrhynchus (Svalbard reindeer), 549 nucleotides. The record is from the annotation of a GenBank genome assembly. NCBI's taxonomy places the organism in Eukaryota, Metazoa, Chordata, Mammalia, Artiodactyla, Cervidae.
AUGGGGCAUUGGUUCAAGCAGAGAUGCCUCCUGACGGGGCCGGGCCAGUGGCAUGGCGUGCCGUGGGACCUCAGCGCUAUGCUCAGCCCCGCGCUGGGGAGGGGCCUCCAACAGGCGGCGCCCCAGGGUUGGCCCGAGCACCGUGGGGGGCUCUGCUCUGUCCUCCACGGCCACACCAACCACGCCAACCUGCCCGGACGAGGGUGCCACAGGCACAGCUGGAGCAAGGCCGCCCAGCUGGGGAAAGGGCCUGCGGGGUAUCGAGGUGAGGCGGCCGCCCGGCUGCGUCACGCGGAGUCACUGGAAGCGGGGAGCGAGCCGAUCGGGGGACGGGGCUUCAGCGCCGGCCACCGCCUGUCACCGGCCACGCCGCUGGCGGGUGGCUCUGCACAGAGCCCGUGUUCCCAGGAGGGGGGCGAGGUCCCCCGUGGCAGGGCUGCUGGGGGCCUCCGACCCCACCCUCCCCCACCCCACCGGCUGGGGACCCCCGACCCCGCCGUCCCCCAUCCCAGCAGCCCACUGCCCCCAUCCACACGCCGCCACCCCUGA